CGCUUCAUCGUGUCGCAUUGUCGACAUUUUCGCGCGGUGCUCGCUUCGCAUCGUCGUCUGCAGCUUCGGCAUCCAAGUACCCUUUCCUGGCACAGCUCGGCUUGACGGCUGAAAACCCAGGCGUCUUCAACGGCAAGUGGGGCGGCUCUGGAUCGCUCACCCAUUCGGUCGACCCCGCAACCGGUGACACGAUCGCAUCCGUCCGCCAAGGCACUGCCGCAGAGUACAAGGACACUGUUCAGAAGACGCGCGCUGCUUACAAGCAAUGGGCCUCGAUUCCCGCGCCCGCUCGCGGUGAGAUUGUCCGCCAGAUCGGUGAUGCCUUGCGCGAAAAGAAGCGCCCGCUGGGUCAGCUUGUCUCGCUCGAAAUGGGCAAAAUCCUGCCAGAGGGCGAAGGUGAGGUCCAAGAGUACGUCGACAUUUGCGACUAUGCUGUCGGCUUGAGCCGCAUCAUGUCGGGCAAGGUCAUUCCGUCCGAGCGUCCCGGCCAUAUGCUCCUCGAACAGUGGAACCCUAUGGGCAUCAUUGGUGUCAUCUCAGCUUUCAACUUCCCCGUGGCCGUGUUUGGCUGGAACCAGGCACUUGCCCUCGUUGGCGGCAACGCCACCUUGUGGAAGGGUGCUCCCAGCACCAACCUCGCGUCCGUCGCCGUCACUCGCAUUGUCGCCGAUGUUCUGGAGCGCAACAACAUGCCUGGUGCAGUCUCGUCGCUCGUGUGCGGUGGUGCCGACAUUGGCCAACUGAUGGCUGAGGACAAGAACGUCAACGUCCUGUCCUUCACCGGCUCGACUCGCGUCGGCCGUGAAGUCGGUCUCACUGUCCAGCGCCGCUUUGGCCGAUCCAUCCUCGAGCUCGGUGGCAACAACGCCAUCAUUGUCAUGAACGAUGCCGAUCUUAAGCUGGUCGUGCCCGCCACCGUUUUUGCCGCUGUUGGUACCGCCGGUCAGCGCUGCACAACCACCCGUCGUCUGCUGCUGCACGAAGACAUUCACGACACUGUCGUUGAGCGCGUCGUCAAGGCCUACAAGCAAAUCAAGAUUGGCUCCCCUCUUGAGCCUGGCGUGCUCUGCGGCCCUCUGCACACUAAGGCUGCCGUCCAGCAAUACAAGGACGCCAUCGCCGCCGCCGUCGCCCAAGGUGGCAAGGUCAUCCAUGGUGGCAACGUCCUCGAGCGCAAGGGCAACUUUGUCGAGCCCACCAUCAUUCUCGCCUCGCCCAACAUGCCGAUCGUCAAGCAGGAGACCUUUGUCCCCAUUCUUUACGUGAUGAAGUUCAAGACCUUUGAGGAAGCCGUUGAAAUCAACAACAGCGUCGAUCAAGGCCUGAGCAGCUCUGUUUUCACCAAGGACACCACCAACCUGUUCAAGUGGAUGGGUCCGCAUGGCUCUGACUGCGGCAUUGUCAACGUCAACAUUCCCACCAGCGGUGCUGAAAUUGGCGGUGCUUUCGGUGGUGAGAAGGAAACUGGCGGUGGUCGCGAGUCUGGCAGCGAUGCUUGGAAGCAAUACAUGCGUCGCUCCACUUGCACGAUCAACUACAGCGACCAGCUGCCCCUCGCUCAAGGCAUCAAGUUUGAGUAAAAUUGUAGCAUUAACCGGGAAUCGCUGAUUGUCAAGAACGGUCUCUGCCCUAGUGUUUGUGUCGUUUCGUCUACAUGCUGUAUCGUUUAUUUUUUUUUUUUUCAAACCGUGUUUUGUUUGUGCUCGAUCCAUCGAUUACAUGCAUUUCUAUCUCUGCCA
This is a messenger RNA of Capsaspora owczarzaki ATCC 30864, 1739 nucleotides long. Its product is annotated as aldehyde dehydrogenase. The record is from RefSeq and is a predicted model, not a curated record. The coding region runs from base 369 to 1580 and encodes 403 amino acids. The transcript is spliced from 6 exons. Lineage: Eukaryota; Filasterea; Ministeriida; Capsasporidae. Gene Ontology annotation, molecular function: aldehyde dehydrogenase (NAD+) activity.